Molecule: messenger RNA, 520 nt
Organism: Zychaea mexicana
Lineage: Eukaryota; Fungi; Mucoromycota; Mucoromycetes; Mucorales; Lichtheimiaceae
Exons: 1
Coding region: 124-387 (87 amino acids)
Source: RefSeq, a predicted model, not a curated record
CUUUUGUUCCGUUCUUUUGCUUGAUUUAUUCCAUUCUAUCUUUUCGCCCAUCUACCAUUUCUUAUCUACUGUCGUACAUUAUUUCUUUACAGAUCAGAACCUUAUAUAGCCCUCUCUUGUUGUAUGAACCUUCUUUUUCAGCCCCUCCCAAUCUGCACGCUCUUCAUCUGUCAUCUUUCUUUCUCACAGCCAGCUUUUAUAUAUAUACUUUUCCAACCACAACUCUUCCUUGUGUGUACUUUUGAGUAUCAUAACAAACCCCACUUCUUUGUAUGUAUAUGCUUUUCUACCUUAUCUAUCUUUUUUCCCUUUUUUUGUACACCCCCUUCCUGCGCAUUCAAGCAUAUUCUCUAUGAAUUCCCCCGCCUUUUUCUCAUUGUCGAAUAAUUUAUGGAUAUCUGAUUCUUUUCUUAUAUAUCAUCAUCCUCAUCGCCUUUCCCUUCUUAUUCCAUGUAUGCAAGUACUCUUAUUGUUCCAAUAAAGGCUUCAGUAUCUUUUUCCUUUCCUGUAACUAUAUGAU